This is a messenger RNA of Lycium barbarum (goji berry), 3546 nucleotides long. RefSeq names its product pentatricopeptide repeat-containing protein At2g03880, mitochondrial. Gene Ontology annotation, biological process: RNA modification. Lineage: Eukaryota; Viridiplantae; Streptophyta; Magnoliopsida; Solanales; Solanaceae. The transcript has 5 exons. The record is from RefSeq and is a predicted model, not a curated record. Gene Ontology annotation, molecular function: RNA binding; zinc ion binding; protein binding. The coding region runs from base 229 to 2208 and encodes 659 amino acids.
ACAGACAAUUUUUGUCAUUUUCGCAAAGUUAUUAGUACAUGACUUAUUAUCCUACGUUGUUCAAAAGCUGUUGUUCCUUAAUUAUCUCCUACAAAUAGCGGCAACUGGUGUUUACUUUAAAUCAGCAACUAAUCUUAGUUUCAACAAACAUCCAAAUUCUUGCAAUUGCUUAAGACUGAAUCUUCGUGCCACGUGUCCCAUUUCUGUGAUCCUACCGCGUAAGAUGAGAUGAAAUCCGUAAUGAGAUUCAAAGAAAACCUCAUACCAGUACGCGGGCUGGUUUUGUCUGGUACAUCUCCUCCACUCUUUGCACCUGGACAUCUGCUUCAACAUCUGCACUGUUACUCCGGUGCAGCAAUCCAGUGGAAGAAUGAGAGAGUACCGAUCCAAUGCAAUGAUCUGCUCAACGAGUUCACAACUUACUGCUAUGGAAGGGAUCUUCCCAGGGCCAUGAACGCAUUGAGGUCCUUGCAAACUCACAAGAUUUGGGCUGAUUCUGUUACCUACUCGGAACUCAUUAAGUGUUGCUUGGCCCGUGGGGCAGUUGAACAAGGUAAACGGGUCCACCAACAUGUGUUCUCGAAUGGUUAUGAGCCUAAAACAUUCCUUGUUAACACGCUUAUGAACAUGUACGUGAAGUUUAACAUGUUGGAUGAAGCGAAAGUUUUGUUUGAUAGAAUGCCCGAGAGAAAUGUUGUCUCCUGGACUACCAUGAUAGCUGCCUACUCUAGCGCUAAGAUGAAUAACAAGGCUUUGGAGUUUUUGAUCUUCAUGUUGAGAGAUGGCGUGAGACCUAAUAUGUUUACGUAUUCUUCUGUUCUGAGAGCUUGUGAUGACCUAUCCAAUCUUAGGCAGCUCCACUGCAGCAUACUUAAAGUUGGUCUGGAGUCUGACGUAUUUGUCCGAAGUGCUCUUAUCGACGUUUACUCAAAAAUGGGUCAACUCGAGUGUGCAAUGUGCACGUUUAACGAGAUGGUGACUGGGGAUCUUGUUGUCUGGAACUCCAUUAUUGGUGGAUUUGCUCAAAACAGUGAUGGGGAUGAAGCUUUGACUCUCUUUAAAAGGAUGAAAAGAGCUAGAUUCUCAGCUGAUCAGUCAACUUUAACAAGUGUUCUUAGAGCUUGUACUAGUUUGGCACUUUUAGAAGUGGGAAGGCAAGUGCAUGUUCAUAUACUCAAGUUCCAGCGGGACCUAAUCCUUAACAACGCACUUUUAGACAUGUAUUGCAAGUGUGGGAGUUUGGAAGAUGCGCACCAAAUAUUUACUCAGAUGGUAGAGAAGGACGUGAUCUCCUGGAGCACGAUGAUUAUAGGCUACGCGCAGAAUGGUUUCAGCAGAAAAGCACUGGAAUUGUUCGAAGAGAUGAAAGUCUCGAGGAUCAAACCAAACUACAUAACUGUUCUUGGAGUUUUAUUUGCUUGCAGUCAUGCAGGACUGGUAGAAGAUGGGCAAUAUUACUUCCACUCGAUGAAGAAGCUCUUUGGUAUUGAUCCAGGAAGAGAACACUACGGUUGCAUGGUUGAUCUUCUUGGAAGAUCUGGGAAGCUAGAUGAAGCGGUGAAACUAAUCCGUGAAAUGGAAUGUGAACCAGAUGCAGUAACAUGGAGAACGUUGCUCGGUGCCUGCAGAGUACAUCGAAACAUGGAUUUAGCUGAGUACGCUGCCAAACAAAUUAUAAAACUGGAUCCGAGUGAUGCGGGAACUUACAUAUUACUAUCUAACAUAUAUGCGCACACUCAAAAAUGGGAAGACGUUGUGGACUUAAGAAAGUCCAUGAAGGAAAGAGGAGUGAAGAAGGAACCGGGAUGCAGCUGGAUUGAAGUAAAUAAACAGAUCCAUGCUUUUAUAAUGGGAGACAACUCCCAUCCACAAAUAGAGGAAAUUAACAAAGAGCUAAAUCAGAUUAUUUGGAGAUUAAAGGAGGUGGGAUAUGUUCCAGACACAAACUUUGUCUUACAAGAUGUUGAAGGUGAACAGAUGGAAGACUCGCUUCUGUACCACAGUGAGAAAAUAGCUGUUGCCUUUGGUGUAAUGAGCCUGUCUAGAGAGAAGACCAUUAGAAUCAGGAAAAAUCUCAGGAUCUGUGGAGAUUGUCAUUUAUUCGCGAAACUUUUGGCACAGAUAGAGCGUCGAAGCAUUGUCAUAAGAGAUCCAAUCCGGUACCAUCAUUUUCAGGAUGGUGGUUGUUCUUGCGGAGAUUAUUGGUAGUAGGGAAUGGAUUUCAAUUUAGUAAUAUUUGCAGAAAUAGUAGCAAUGAUGAAGCAGAAAGUACUGGGUUCAUAAGAGUGCACUCUUUGCUCAACUUGCAUUUGCAUUGACAGCUAUGAGGUUCGAGGUUGGCAGUUAGAAUUACUAAAGACGCCCCUGAAGAUUGCCGAGGUCCCCUAUUUGAGAUCUGCUAGAACUUUGAUGCUUGUCAAGAAGUGCAAGUCAAAAGUCUGAGCAACUGCAUUAAAUAGCCCUGAUCCAGAUUUAGGGGCAAUCUUGGAAAUAGCAAACUGUGAAGCAUGAACUGGUUAUAUCUGUCAAAGAAACGAUCGAUAAGAGUACAUCCUCUAUGUGACUGGCAUUUUAAUUGACAACCUUACAACUAAGGUUAUCCAUUUCGGUCUCCUUAAUAUUUUGAUGUUUGUGGCCCAAGAGUCUGCAAUUAGCUUGGUCUAGAAGGACAGGAGAUUUACCAGAGUGAUCCGGUUUGUUUCUGCUGUCUAUAUUUAGCCUAAUGUGGGGACCACAGUUUCAUGAUCAGAAACUCGGAUGGCGCUGUAAUGUGACACAAGAAUGGUCUGAUUAAGUUCGUUCCUUGAGUUUAGUUCAUCGCGUAAAGCUUGAUUUCUUGCAGCUGAGGCACGAGGUUGGACCACUGAUUACCAUAUUAAAUUGUGCAAUUCCUCCAAGCAACUGGAAUAAACGGUGCAGUUGUAUACCCCUGGAAAAUGUAUUUCUUACAGACUUGAGGGUAUAGUUUCUCCAAGAGAUUUGGCAUGAAGGUUCUUGAUACUGUCUAGAACUGAUUCAAUAAUAUAUGAACUCAUAGAAGUCCUGUUAUUGUUGCCCCAGAGCUUUGAUUCAGCCGUUAGAAUAAAGUUCAUGAUGUGUUGAUUUGGCGCAUGUCACAAGUUCCAGUUUUGCACCAUGCUCAAAAGGAUGGUAUUUAAGUGAAGAAAGGCAGAAGAAGGGUAGAGGCGUGGAUGUAUCAAGUUCGGAAUUGUGCUCUGCUGACCUUUGGAAGUUUUUAGGCUAUGCAACAACAAUAACAACAACAUACCCAAUGUAAUACCACAAGUGGGGUCCGGAGAGGGUAAAGUGUACACAGACCUUACCACUACCUUUGUGGGGUAGAGAUUUUUAGGCUAUGAAAAGCCAAAAUCUUGUUAUUGCUCCUCUAGUGGUAUUUAAAUCUAAUCUAGAUGGGCAUGGUUGGUAUCCGGCAACCAAUUAUUGUCUACAUUUUAUAGUCGAUAUUGGAGAAUCUAGAAUUAUUACUUGAAAUAUGUUUUGCCGGAUUAGUAAUGGAAGGGACAUUUGAUACGUUCUAUUCAUAAA